UCAGGUCAUCCAUCGGAGAGAGAGAGCAGUCAGGUCCUCUAUCUGAGAGAGAGCAGUCAGGUCCUCUAUCGGAGAGAGAGAGCAGUCAGGUCCUGUAUCGGAGAGAGAGUAGUCAUGUCCUGUAUCGGAGAGAGAGAGAGCAGUCAGGUCCUCCAUCGGAGAGAGAGAGCAGUCAGGUCCUCUAUCGGAGAGAGCAGUCAGGUCCUCUAUCGGAGAGAGCAGUCAGGUCCUCUAUCGGAGAGAGUGAGCAGUCAGGUCCUGUAUCGGAGAGAGAGCAGUCAGGUCCUGUAUCGGAGAGAGAGCAGUCAGGUCCUCUAUCGGAGAGAGCAGUCAGGUCCUGUAUCGGAGAGAGAGAGCAGUCAGGUCUUCUAUCGGAGAGAGAGCAGUCAGGUCCUGUAUCGGAGAGAGAGCAGUCAGGUCCUGUAUCUGAGAGAGAGCACUCAGGUCCUCUAUCGGAGAGAGCAGUCAGGUCCUGUAUCGGAGAGAGCAGUGAGGUCCACUAUCGGAUAGAGAGCAGUCAGGUUCUCUAUCGGAGAGAGAGAGCAGUCAGGUCCUGUAUCGGAGAGAGCAGUCAGGUCCUCUUAUCGGAUAGAGAGCAGUCAGGUUCUCUAUCGGAGAGAGAGAGCAGUCAGGUCCUCUGUCAGAGAGAGAGGGAAGUCAUGUCCUCUAUCGGAGAGAGAGAGAAGUCAUGUCCUCUAUCAGAGACAGCAGUCAGGUCCUGUAUCGGAGAGAGAGCAGUCAGGUCCUGUAUCGGAGAGAGAGCAGUCAGGUCCUGUAUCGGAGUGAGAGCAGUCAGGUCCUGUAUCGGAGAGAGAGCAGUCUGGUCUUGUAUCGGAGAGAGAGCAGUCAGGUCCUCUAUCGGAGAGAGAGAGAAGUCAUGUCCUCUAUCGGAGACAGCAGUCAGGUCCUCUAUCGGAGAGAGAGCAGUCAGGUCCUGUAUCGGAGAGAGAGCACUCAGGUCCUCUAUCGGAGAGAGAGCAGUCUGGUCUUGUAUCGGAGAGAGAGCAGUCAGGUCCUCUAUCGGAGAGAGAGCAGUCAGGUCCUGUAUCGGAGAGAGAGCAGUCAGGUCCUGUAUCGGAGAGAGAGAGCAGUCAGAUCCUCUAUCGGAGAGAGAGAGCACAGGUCCUGUAUCGGAGAGAGAGAGCAGUCAGGUCCUCCAUCGGAGAGAGAGAGCAGUCAGGUCCUCUAUCGGAGAGAGAGAGCUGUCAGGUCCUCUGUCGGAGAGAGAGAGCAGUCAGGUCCUCUAUCGGAGAGAGCAGUCAGGUCCACUAUCGGAGAGAGCAGUCAGGUCCUCUAUCGGAGAGAGAGCAGUCAGGUCCUGUAUCGGAGAGAGAGAGCAGACAGGUCCUCUAUCAGAGAGAGAGCAGUCAGGUCCUCUGUCGGAGAGAGAGAGCAGUCAGGUCCUGUAUCGGAGAAAGAGCAGUCAGGUCCUGUAUCGGAGAGAGAGCAGUCAGGUCCUCUAUCGGAGAGAGAGAGCAGUCAGGUCCUGUAUCGGAGAGAGAGAGCAGUCAGGUCCUGAAUCGGAGAGAGAGCAGUCAGGUCCUGUAUCGGAGAGAGAGCAGUCAGGUCCUGUAUCAGAGAGAGCAGUCAGGUCCUCUAUCGGAGAGAGAGAGCAGUCAGGUCCUGUAUCGGAGAGAGAGAGCAGUCAGGUCCUCAGUUGGUGAGAGAGCAGUCAGGUCCUCUGUCGGAGAGAGAGCAGUCAAGUCCUGUAUCGGAGAGAGAGAGCCGUCAGGUCCUGUAUCGGAGAGAGAGCAGUCAGGUCCUUAGUCGGAAGAGCAGUCAGGUCCUGUAUCGGAGAGAGA
Hypanus sabinus (Atlantic stingray) is the source of this 1802-nucleotide messenger RNA. RefSeq lists its product as uncharacterized. NCBI's taxonomy places the organism in Eukaryota, Metazoa, Chordata, Chondrichthyes, Myliobatiformes, Dasyatidae. The transcript has 2 exons. The record is from RefSeq and is a predicted model, not a curated record. Bases 660 to 1664 code for a protein of 334 amino acids.